Microbotryum saponariae is the source of this 7529-nucleotide messenger RNA. The record is from the annotation of a GenBank genome assembly. Lineage: Eukaryota; Fungi; Basidiomycota; Microbotryomycetes; Microbotryales; Microbotryaceae.
AUGACCACCCUCCGACGACCUGCUGCACCUGCUGCACCGGCCAGGUCACGAACGCCUGCGACUGCCUCGUCGUCGACUGCCGUCUCGGCCACCCGUCGUUCAACCUUGGCGGCGCGUGCGACGCCGACGCCGACCCCAACAGCCGCCGCACAGGAUGACGGGCAACAGCUUUCGCGGAGGAUGGAUACCACGUUGGAUCUGGGAGAGCACAACAAGUCCAAGCCCUCGGCGAAAGUCAGCUCGAGGAAGUUGUGGCCGCAGCAACAGUCGCGUAUCAGGACAGCCGCGUCGACCUCCACUUCGGCAGCGAGCUCGAGUGCCAGGCCCAAGCAGGGCACUACCACCAGCUCGAAUUCACCAAAACAAGAUCCCACACCGCCGCCAGAACGAGCGCGACAGGCGAUGAAGACGAUCAACUCCUCGCUGCAGGCCAUCUCGGCACUGCUCAAAACUCGCGCCUCGGCGCCAACGAUGGCCGCCAAGACCACCUCCAAAACAAGCUCGUCCUCGUCCUCGUCCUCAUCGGCCUCUAGUUCCUCUCGACCCGCCUCGACAACGCCCCCUCCGGAGAUCAUCUCUCUCGCCAAGACCUGUACCCAAGCGUUGAACGAACUGCGAACACUCAUCACUCAAGGCAAGAUCGACAAGAACCUCGUCGAGAUUGAAAAAGCCGCCAUCAGUUUCGUCGCCGGACUCGUCGAGACAGAACACGUGAGAAUCGGUUACCCAUUUCUGCAAUCUAUUUCCUGCGCAUGAGUUUCCUGACGACUGUCUCGAUCCGCACAGUAUCGGCUCGCUUUGGCCGAAUUGGAACGCAUCAAGACCAGUUUGCUCCGAGUGUCGAACCCAGAUUUCAGCUCGAAUGGGGGUGCCGUCUCCGAGUCAUCCGCAUCGACCAAGACUCAAACACCGUGGUCCUCGUACGCUCACUUGCUGUGCAUCCCCUUACCUUCUAGCCCAACUUCCCCACACUGGACCCCAGCCGAGAUCGCCACUCUCGUCCUCUCUGUACAGCAAUACGCUCUCGGAUCCCUGUUCCGUAACCCCGAUUUCGACCCCAAACUACGUGCAACUCUCGUGGCGAAGGUGUUGACCUCCCACAUGGGUGCACCGAUCGAAUGGCGCGAUUGGUGGGCCAGGUCCAGGGUUGAGAUCGCCGAUGAUGAGGGUGGUGCUGCUGCCGAGGUGGUGGCGGUGGAGAAGAAGAUGGACGCGUUGAUGACGAGCAUGUUUGGUUCGCUCAUCAAAGGAUGUGUAGGCCUGGAUGGGGACGUUGGUGAGUCGCGCGCAAGCUCGAGAUCAAAGGGCUCAUUGAAAACGAUUUCUGACCGAAUACCUCUCCUCUACAGAUAUCAACGACCUCUUGACGAUUCGCUCUCGAGCGCUCUUGCUCUACUCUACCACUUCGACCAUCUCUUCCUCCCCUGAAAAACUUCAAGCACUCCUCGACCAAUGUCGCAAGAACCUCCUCCUCUUCGGUCGACAAGCCGAAGCCCAGUCCCUCUCCGCAGCAAGCAUCAACGGACCCGUUCAACGCGUGUUCCAAGAAACGAUCGAAGCUAUAUCUUCGCGACAUCGUGGAAUCGAGUUCCAUGGGACUCAAUGGAUGAACUUGUGUCAAGUCAUUCUGAGGAUCGCGCAACGUGCGGAGGAUGGGUUGGCUAUCGAGAGGGUCAGGUUGUUGUUGGAAUCGGAGGAGGACGAGGGAGGCGUUCCGGUGGAGAAACAGGUUGAUCGACUUGUCGUUAAAUUGAUGGGGUCGUUGUCGGGCUUGCAAGUGGGGAGGGAGAAGCAAAAGGGCAAGGAGAGAGAAGAGGACGGGCUCCAUAGGGCGCUGAUUUAUGUUCAGGCUUUGGGGAAGUUGAGAGUCAAGGAGGGGUUGGAUAAGGAGAGUGUGAGUAAGGUCGACUCGAUUUUGGAGAAGGUCAGGUCCUGGGUCGUCAAGGAGGUCAAAGGGGAUCAGAGGCUCGAUAUGCUCGUCAUCCAGGAGGGCAAACAACCGAGGCCCAAGGCCGAGGACGAGGUCUUGCUGCGCAAAUUAUGCGAGACGUUGGCGCAACAUGGCGAAGCGGUGUCGACGAGUGGAGCGCAGCGCGGGGAGCAGAGUCGUCUUAUUUCGGGCACCGUCGAAGUGCUCACCGUCCUCGCCUAUUCAACGCUCGUCGUUGACGAUCGCUCAACCUACACCCCUUGCUUCGACCAUCUCGAACGAUGCCUAGCCGUCCUCGGUCUCUCCGUUGAAUCUGAAGGUGGGAUUAAGAUCGAGCCAGCCCAACUCGGUCAAGCUUACUGGAUCCGAUCCCUCGCUUCGGCUUAUUACAACCUCUCCGGUCUCUUGUAUAACGCCGGCAAACCCGAGUCGACGACGCGAUUCGUUCAGCGUGCUUGCGAGAUCACGCGUGCCGUAUUGACGAUGUCGUCUUCAACUGUGGAAGACGCUCUUGUCGAGGAAAUGGAUGCGUUAACCCUUGCCUCGAUGGAUUCGGAAGGCUCGUCACGCACAAAGAUGGAGCGCAUGGAACUGCAAGCUGAUUGUUGGAAAUACGCAACCAAGCGCUUCGAACUCUUGGCUUUGGCCCAUCAUUCGAUCGGGGAACAGAAGGCGGCGUUGCAAGCUUAUGUCGAUGCAUUGAGCUUCCUACCCGUCGAGAGUCGGGAUGCACUAGGUGCUGCAUUAUCGGUGUCGGAUCUGCUCAAGCAGAGAGGGUCGAUGACGACGGUCAAGCUUGUGCAGAGGAUCACGAAGUUGGCGACGUUCGACUUGUUGUUGCAUGGCGAUCAGGUCUCGCUUUUAGAGAUGUUGAAGGCGAGCGGGUUCGACGCGAGGACAAGAGGCAUGGUGCUGGAGGUGCAAGUGCACACGUUGGAAGCGGCCAUGGACAAGCUCGAGGCGGGGAACGCGAUCGGUGCGCUCGUGCAGGAUUUGUUGGAGCUGUAUGACGAGCAUGAAUUUCCAAUCAGGAGAGCUAGGUGCGUUCAUUGCCUGAUCCCAUUCCCCGAUCGUAUUCGCUGAAUGCAAUUCGGACUUGCGCGCAUAGGAUCUUGCUGCGGCGAAUGCAAGGUUUGUGCGCGCGCGGCGCGGUGCAGAAAGACCUUUCGGCGGCGAUCGUGGCAGCUGAGAUUGAUGCGCUCUGUUCUACUUCGGUAAGACGGGCUUGUCAGUUUUGUCGUGAUCAAGACUUGCUGACGUGUUGUCAUGCCAUCCAGCAGACACUAGGCCAGGACGCGACACUCGCCUCUUACAAAUCGCACUACCUCGCCACCUCCCACCUUUGGCUCGCUUUCCAUGCCCAUCAAGCGCGUCUCCCUUCAGCCGCUCUUGUCGACGAAGCUCGGGCAGCGAUGGGUCUCUUUCGAAAUAUUUUGGAUGCCGAUUCGAAUGAGCUCAGGACGUCAACGAGUCGGACACCCAAGAAGACGACGACGCCGAAGCUCAAGACACCUUCGCCUGCUGCUGCGACGGUCAAGACGGGUCGAGUGACGACGGCGACGAGGAAGAGGGUGUUGACUUCGACUGCUGUACGGGCAACGGCAACGAAGUCGAGCGCGGCUACGGCUCUCAAGACUCCGAGGACUGUUAGGAGUCGAAUGGCGGUUGCUGAACAGAUCACACCACCGCGACAACCUCUCGUCGAUUUGACGAAUGACAAAGCCCAUUCAGCAACGACGCCGAAAUCCAAGCGCGCGCCGGCGGUGGAUGCAGAAAUGUUUGAAGACGUCGAUCGAUGCUACGACUUGAUCGAGACGAUGGCGAGUUUGCUCGGCACAUUGGGGCAUGCCGUACUUCGGAUUGGGUACCUCAAGCUUUUGCGUCGCAUGGCGCCUAAGCGAACGAGAGGGACGGACGAAGCUUAUGUCGCAUCUUCCAUCCAUCUCGCCCGAGAACUCGCCAAGAUUGGAAACUCGUCUCGUGCUGCGACGCUGUUCGCUCAAGCUGAAGCUUGUAUUCACCAAGCUUGCACGUCGGGUGCGGCGAUCUCGUUGGCUCUUCAAGUCGAGCAUCACCUUCUUCAUGCCGAGCUCCUCGCUCUUACCGGUCAACACGAACGAUCUUCUCAAUCGUAUACGCAGGCGCUCAAACUCACAAAAGGCCUCGAUGACGAAGACGCCGUAGGUUCAACUUCGGCCCGGAUCGUUCAGCGCACGCUUUUGCUCCAACGCGUCGCCCUCGCUUCGUCCGUUUGUUCGACGAUGUUGCAACGCCAUGGAGAUCUGGGGAGGUGUCUUGCCCCCGCUUUGCAAGCGAUGCGAUUGCUCAACCGCGCUCUUGCGAAUAUCACUCGACUUUCGACGAUCGAAUCGACGAACAAGGAUGAAUCGGCGUUCGUCUCGGACCGAACGGAUCCCAACGCCCCCUUGCCUGAGCACCCAGCCCAAACGAAGCAGUACUCCGUCUCGACCGCCGGCCCUUACGCGAGCGUGCUCUACAGCAUCGCGGAUGGGUUAGGCUCUGCGAUCCUCCGUGUCGCGAGCCUAUAUUGGAUCCGAGGCACCCCGAAAUCAGCCGAGUACUUCGCCGGUCACGCCCUUGACAUCGCAACACAGUACGGUGCGAACCUCCCGAUGAUGCGCGCGAUCUUAUUGAGGUGUGAAGUACGAAUGCAUGCGGGGAACUUGGAAGGAGCCGAGGAGGACCUUCAAGCGAUCGAUUUGGAGAACGCGGCGAACGAUUCGAGCGAGUUAAUUGAAUACCAUCGGCUGUGCGCGGCGUUACAUAUGAGAAGGAGGAUGAUUCAGGCUGCGAAGGACGAUCAUGCCGAGGCGCAGAGUGCUUUGGAAGGGUUUGCACAGAGCACCAAUCAGAAUGAGGCGGGGGGAAGGUGAGGGGUCGUUGACAAGGCUCGUCUGGCGUGGGUCUGGCAUGAGCUGAUGUAUGUCCAAUUUAACCUCUCACAGUCCGAUCAAAGUGGGAACGCCGAAGAGUGUUUCGAUCAAGGAUCUGUCGCCUUUUGCGCUUCGUCUUGGCGCGAAAGGGCAUUCACCUUCGCACGUAUCGCCAUCCCAGCGUAUGGGCCAAUCAUCGGACCGCAUACUCCCAGCGGUUCACUCUCGACUCCUUCGGAUGCACAUCGGUCUACUCCGACUCGAGAGGAAACAGGAGGAAUGCCAAGAUGUUCUCCGACGAUUGGGCGAACUCCCUUCGCUGGAGGAGGACAAGGCCGAGGAGUUGAGACUGCAUGUCAUGAUUGAGAUGCAGGAUCUGUUGCUCAAGUUUAGUACGGAUGCGGUGUUGGGGAUGGUACCUGAAUCUGGUCCGUUUUAAAGUGGGACUAGUUGGCUCUACCGAGUUGGGCUGACGUGUCGGUGCCUUUGUUUGACAGUUCUCUCAAUGCCUUCGCUCGCUUCGUCCGCGGCGGUCACCUCGAGCAAGACCGCCUCGCCGACCAAAGCGAGCCCCAGUCAUCUCCACAACCUACGCGAGAUCGAGACGCUGCUCCAGCGUGCCAUCACGAUGAGCGUCUCCCGUGUACGACCCGCGGUCCUGCGCGAGCUGUCUUUGCUCAGCGUUUCGUUGCGCGCUUUGCUGUCCAGUAUCGGGAGGGCGGACAAGAAGGUCGCGGAAGGGACUGCGCAUCUUUUGGACCUCGGUCUCGCCGUUACACUUCGACGGGACAUGCUCGAAGCGAUCGACUACAGGAUCGCGAACCUCUCCCGCGUCGACGACCUGAAGUGGCCUCAGAUUGAGCCCGUCCCUUCUCACGAGCAAGCCUCGGCCGUGGCAAGCUUGCUCACCCUGCGCGAAAGGUAUCGAUCCGAAACGAUCGAACCUGUCUUAACCGACCCUUCGAUCAACUCUAUUCUGCCCCCCCGAUGGCAAACCGUAUCGAUCCAUCUCUCCGCCGAACGCGAUGCGCUCAUCCUCGUACACCACCAAGCGAAUCGACAACCCCUCGUGUUCAGACUCCCUCUCGAUCGCAUCACUCGAAGAGAAGACGAUGAGGAAGAUGAGGGACUAUCGUACGCCCAAGCCUCGGCGGAGUUGGCGGAUAUCGUGGAGAGAAGUAAUUCGGGGGCUCAGAAUGCGAAGAAUGUGGAGGGGAAGGAGGCGAGGAUCGCUUGGUGGGCGGAGAGAAAGGAGUUGGAUGCGAGGUUGAAGGGGUUACUGCAGUCGAUGGAGGAUUCGUGGCUGGGUGCUUUUAAGGUUAGUAGGCAGCAGGUUGAGAAUUUGGUUGAGCAACCUACUGACGGCCAUGUGUCCACACUGUAGUGCAUCUUCUCCGACACGCAAGACUUCGGCGCGGAUGCGCUAAACACAUUCAAAGGCCGAAUCGAGCGCAUCGUCAAGCGCAGCCUCAUCCGUGCGACCCCGAACGACAAACGGGCCGCGCGCUUCCAGCUCGACGAUGGCAUCAUCAAAUGUAUAGCUGCCCUAUCCCCCAAAGCGCGAGACGAAGAUCUCGAAGAUCUGUAUCAUUUCAUCAUGGAGUCGUUCCAAUUGUCCGGUGUCCCCGUCGCGUGCGACGAGAUGGACGUUGAUCAGGUCGUCAUUGAUUUCCGAUCUGCGCUCGAAGAGCUGCACAAAAAUGAGCCGACUCCGACUCCGACUUCGACGUCGACGACAUCGGACCCGAAGCGUCAUCUCGUGUUGAUUCUGGAUAAGAGUGUGCAAGGCUUCCCUUGGGAGUCCCUUCCUUGCUUACAAGGCAUCUCGAUCUCGCGCCUGCCCUCGCUCGCUUUCUUGCGUGAUCGACUCGAACUGGCUCGAUCUCGAUCCGACGACGGAUCGCACGAGUAUAUCGUCGAUCCGAGGCGCACAUCGUACGUCGUCAACCCCGGAGGAGAUCUCAAGAACACUCAAGCGAGAUUCGAACCUUGGCUUGAGACCAAAGCGGCGGAGGGGUGGAAGGGUGUCGUUGGUCGUGCACCGAGCGAGGAGGAGAUGAAGAGCUCGCUCGCGUCACAAGAGCUCGUCUUGUACGUCGCGACAUAUCGGCUCAGUUUGUCAACGAUCACUAAAAUUGCACCUUUUUUUCCGAAUGUACAGAUACUUUGGUCACGGUGGUGCGGAGCAAUACGUUCGCUCGCAGUCGAUCCGACAUCUACCUCGUUGCGCCGUCACAAUGCUUUGGGGUUGCUCGUCUGGCGUGCUUCGCGAUCAAGGCGAGUUCGAUCCUUAUGGCACGCCCUAUCACUACAUGAUUGCUGGAUGGUGAGUGAGAGCUUUUUGACACGAUUUUCUUACGCUUCACUGACGCGGCGAUCUUCUUCAUCAGUCCCUCGCUCGUUGCCAACCUCUGGGAUGUGACGGACAAAGACAUCGACACCCUCACCGAGAACGUCUUCAAGCUCGUCGGACUUCACACGGACGAAGCGACCAAGUCCAAGAAUGACAAGACGACCACCAAGCUUAGUCUCUCGCAAGCGAUCGCUCAAUCUCGUCAAGUUUGUAAUUUGCGGUAUCUGUACGCAUUUCCGCUAUUCUUGGUUCCGUGUACUGGCGAACGAAAACUGAUCUCACUACUUUUGUGAUCCACAGUAAUGGAGCGGCGGUCGUCAACUACGGCUUACCCGUUUGGUUCUCCCAAUAG